AUGGACCGAGCUGCAGAGGUUUCUAAGGUGGCAGAUGAUUCAAUCUCUCCUCAUGCCUCGCAUACAACAUCAAACACUGCUACGCUGGACAAAUCCGGCAACAAGAUAGUGGAACAGUCAACUUCAGCCGACGAUGUGGAAAAGCAAUCCGAUACACAAAGUCUUCAGGCAGGUGUCCGGAGAGCAGAGAUUUUGCGAAAAGGAUGGACGAAGAAAGGUUUAUAUACGGCCUUUGUCGGUCUGUUCAUCGCGACACUCGCAAUCAACUUUGGCGAUUAUUCCACGCAGGUCUAUGUCCCGUACACCACCAGCGCCUUUAAGCAACACUCUGCAAUGAGCGCUGCUCGCGUAGUCAUGAAUAUCACCCGCAUUGCUGCCUAUCCAAUUAUUGCGAAGCUGGGAGAUGUGUUCGGUAGAGCAGAGAUGUUUAUUCUCUCCAUUGCAGCCUCUACCCUUGGCUAUGUGAUUUAUGCCGCUUGCGAAGAUAUCGCGCAGUAUAUGGUUGCUGGUAUCUUUGAAGCAAUCGGAUCGACAGGCUACGCGCUUACACAGCAAGUUUUCGUCGCCGACGUUACCAACCUGAUCAAUCGUGGAAUCUGGUCUACACUACCUGACUCACUUACCACUGUCCCAACCUUAUACCUGGGCACGAUUGUCGCUCAACGCAUGCUAGACCACUCGACGUGGCGAUGGGGCUGGGGCAUGUGGGCCAUCAUAACACCCGUUUGCGCAGUGCCUUUGAUCGCAACAAUGCUAGUCUACCAGCGGCGCGCUCCAAUUAAGGUUCCUAUUGCGAAGGCCAUGGGCUGGAAGGAAACAGACACCUGGUAUCAGCGCGCGUACCGUCUCCUCUGGGUCGAGCUGGACUUACCGGGCGGUGUUCUCCUGCUACUCGGACUAUCCCUAUUGUUGGUUCCCAUCGCCUUGACAGGUUCCAAUAACAGCAACGCCUGGCACAAGGGAAAUUUCAUCGCGAUGCUCGUCCUUGGAGUCGUGUUCCUCAUGUCAUUUGUUAUAUGGGACGCCCGGUUCGCGAAGAAGCCGUUCGUGCCAUAUCGCAUGAUUAAGCAGCGCACCGUAGCAGCAGCAUGUCUCCUAGGUGCUCUCGAUUUCUUCCACUACUCCGUCUUUUCAGUUUUCUUCACCAGUUACCUUCAAGUCGCUGGACACUUCAACGCAGGUAAUGCCACAAGAAUCGACAACUCCCUCCGCGUCGCCUUCCAAGUCUCAGGAAUCUUCGCCGCCUUCUUCAUGAAAUACACCAAACGCUCCCAAAUCUGGGUCCUAGUCGGCGUGCCCCUCUGCAUCCUAGGCAUGGGGAUCCUCCUCUACCUCGUAGACAUGGGCGAUGGCAAAACCGGCAACGAAGCAGCCUUCGUAACCGCCAAAUCCCUAAUCGGCAUCGGCCGCGGCUUCUACCAAACCGCAGCACAAGUCUCAGUCCAAGCCGUCGUCUCCAGACAGGAAGUAUCAGUCGUCACAGCCGUCUUCUUCGCCUCGAUGAGCAUCGGCGGUGCUAUUGGAACUAGUGUAGCGGGUGCUAUUUGGCGGAGUAAUCUGCCCCGCAAGUUGAGCGAGUAUCUGCCUGAUGAGGCGAAGGGUCAGGCUAAGUCGAUCUUUGGGUCGAUUGUUGUGGCCCAGAAGUAUCCGGUUGGUGGGUCGGUUAGGAUGGCGAUUGAUCGGAGUUAUCGUGAGUCGCAGCGGUUGUUGGCUAUUGCUGCUAUUUCGGCGCUUGCGCCUAUGGUUGUUAUUAUGUUCUUUUUGAAGAAUGUGCAUUUGGAUGAGAGGCAGACUGCUAAGGAGGAGGGGGAGAGAGAAAUGGGAGAGCAGAAGAAGGGAGAUGCGGAAUGA
Molecule: messenger RNA, 1851 nt
Organism: Aspergillus oryzae RIB40
Lineage: Eukaryota; Fungi; Ascomycota; Eurotiomycetes; Eurotiales; Aspergillaceae
Exons: 5
Coding region: 1-1851 (616 amino acids)
Biological process (GO): siderophore transmembrane transport
Molecular function (GO): siderophore-iron transmembrane transporter activity
Source: RefSeq, a predicted model, not a curated record